Molecule: messenger RNA, 875 nt
Organism: Macrobrachium nipponense
Lineage: Eukaryota; Metazoa; Arthropoda; Malacostraca; Decapoda; Palaemonidae
Product: superoxide-generating NADPH oxidase heavy chain subunit C-like
Exons: 1
Coding region: 54-875 (273 amino acids)
Source: RefSeq, a predicted model, not a curated record
UUACUUAAUCUUAUUCGCUGCUUGUGCAUCUUUAUUUCCGUUAAUUCUGCAAAAUGAGAAGCAAGUUAUAUUGCGUAAUAUUCACAACGUAUGUUCAAUUCUCAUUCUCGGAGUUUGUCUUUGAUCGUGAUGUCACGAAGGCCGUCCGGAAGGAGCUUCGGAGAAGUUCAAAGUUAUUUCUUGAAAGGAACCAAAUAUUACUGACGGAACCAUUUGAGUCUGAAAGGUUUGUCGAUAAAAACGGUUUUCCUUCGUCUAACGGAAUUCAAUCGCAGAAAGAACCUCCAAAUCCGGUGCAACUGACGGAUAACGCAACCAAACGCCCAAAGAGAUCGGCUUGCCCUGGGGGCGUUGGCAACUUCGGCUUCAACUCCUUCAAUCUGCUGACGUUCGCUCUGCAAGUCUUCAACGGCGUCAUUAACACAAUCAACAACGUCAACAAUAACAAUAACAACAAUAACAUCAAUGCAGCCAACAGUGCCAACAGCAACUUCAACCAGCAAACCUCCAAUACGAAUUCAAUGUCGAUGCUGGUGGUCGUCGUUCCCCCGGGAAGGAAGAGAAGGGACGAAUGGAACAACGAAAGUGGGGGAUGCGCAUCGCAGGGAAAUGACGAGGAGGUCAGAAGGGUCGUCGAAGAUACUUAUUCCACGCUCGCUGAAAUCAUGAAAUUGUCAGACACAGAUAUGGCGUCCUGUGGACAGUACGUCCUUUGCUUGAAUGUGCAAAAUAGCUUAGCUCGAUAUGGGUUUCAGGCGCUAAGUACUAUGGCCGGUAGAGAGAGUCUGUGGGAAUCAAUCGUUGAACCGAUGAUAACCAAUCAAGAUUGUUCGGAACUUUACCCAGAGUGUAAUGAGAAUUAUAAUAAAAAGUAA